This is a messenger RNA of Protopolystoma xenopodis, 300 nucleotides long. The record is from the annotation of a GenBank genome assembly. Lineage: Eukaryota; Metazoa; Platyhelminthes; Monogenea; Polystomatidea; Polystomatidae.
AUGCGUCUUAAACAAUCGAAUGCAAAAAAAGCAAGUGGUUUUGGAAUUAACGGACCUAGCGAAUUCAUCAUCUUUACCCCGGACAGAGAGUGCACCGGACUAACAUGCUUCGACAAUAAUCCUCAGCUCGAGUCGCAAGAUUGCAAGGAUCAGGAGCAUGCAGAGUCGCCAGUCUUCUUUGGCCAUAUUGAUAGCCUAAGGUCGAGUUGCCCACUUGAGGAAAGUGGGCUUGUGGUAACCGGUGGCGGUGUGGGUGACGGACGUAUUGCUCUUUGGAAUCUGUCAGAGUAUAUACUUUGA